Molecule: messenger RNA, 2412 nt
Organism: Acomys russatus (golden spiny mouse)
Lineage: Eukaryota; Metazoa; Chordata; Mammalia; Rodentia; Muridae
Gene: Edil3
Product: EGF like repeats and discoidin domains 3
Exons: 11
Coding region: 149-1591 (480 amino acids)
Molecular function (GO): calcium ion binding
Source: RefSeq, a predicted model, not a curated record
AUUUGUUUGAGAAAGCGCUGCGGGAGAAAGACGUCCUCUUGAAUCUCUGGCAGGGCGGGGUCUAUUGCUGUCCUGCUGGGCUACCCAGCCUACAGCAACCUCCGCUACGACCCCGGACCACCUUGGGUCACGUCUGUGAGAAGAAAUCAUGAAGCGAUUGGUAGCAGCCUGGCUUUUGCUUGGACUCAGCCUCGGUGUGCCCCAGUUCGGCAAAGGUGAUAUCUGCAACCCCAAUCCAUGUGAAAAUGGUGGCAUCUGUCUGUCGGGAUUGGCUGAUGAUUCCUUUUCCUGUGAGUGUCCAGACGGCUUCACAGAUCCCAACUGCUCUAGUGUUGUGGAGGUUGCAUCAGAUGAAGAAGAGCCUACUUCAACAGGUCCCUGCAUUCCCAACCCAUGCCAUAAUGGAGGAACCUGUGAGAUAAGUGAAGCAUAUCGCGGAGACACAUUCAUAGGCUAUGUUUGUAAAUGUCCCCGGGGAUUUAAUGGGAUCCACUGUCAGCACAAUAUAAAUGAAUGUGAAGCUGAACCUUGCAGAAAUGGUGGAAUAUGUACAGACCUGGUUGCUAACUACUCCUGUGAAUGCCCAGGGGAAUUUAUGGGCAGAAAUUGUCAAUACAAAUGCUCUGGGCCAUUAGGAAUCGAAGGUGGGAUCAUAUCCAAUCAGCAAAUCACAGCUUCAUCUACUCACCGAGCUCUUUUUGGGCUCCAGAAAUGGUACCCCUACUAUGCUCGGCUCAAUAAGAAGGGACUUAUAAAUGCCUGGACAGCUGCUGAGAAUGACAGGUGGCCAUGGAUUCAGAUAAAUUUACAAAGAAAAAUGAGAGUUACUGGAGUGAUUACCCAAGGAGCAAAAAGGAUUGGAAGCCCAGAAUACAUAAAAUCUUACAAAAUUGCCUACAGCAAUGAUGGGAAGACCUGGGCAAUGUACAAAGUGAAAGGCACCAAUGAAGACAUGGUGUUCCGUGGAAAUGUUGAUAACAACACACCCUAUGCUAAUUCUUUCACACCGCCAAUCAAAGCUCAGUAUGUACGACUCUAUCCCCAAAUUUGUCGAAGGCACUGUACUUUAAGAAUGGAACUUCUCGGCUGUGAGCUCUCAGGCUGUUCUGAGCCUUUGGGGAUGAAAUCGGGCCAUAUACAAGACUACCAGAUCACUGCCUCCAGCGUCUUCAGAACGCUCAACAUGGACAUGUUCACAUGGGAACCAAGGAAAGCCCGGCUGGACAAGCAAGGCAAAGUCAACGCCUGGACCUCCGGCCACAAUGACCAAUCACAAUGGCUACAGGUUGAUCUUCUUGUCCCCACCAAAGUGACUGGCAUCAUCACACAAGGAGCUAAGGAUUUUGGUCAUGUGCAGUUUGUUGGUUCAUACAAACUAGCCUACAGCAAUGAUGGAGAACGCUGGACUGUGUACCAGGAUGAAAAGCAGAGAAAAGAUAAGGUUUUUCAAGGCAAUUUUGACAACGACACUCACAGGAAAAAUGUCAUUGACCCUCCCAUCUAUGCAAAACACAUAAGAAUCCUUCCUUGGUCCUGGUAUGGAAGGAUUACUCUGCGGUCAGAGCUUCUGGGCUGCACAGAGGAGGAAUGAAGGAAGGGACCACACAUCCCACCAGGCUUUUCUUUAUAUCCCUACAAGUAUCUCCACGAAAUGAACUGUGCAAAGUCUGAUGGAAACUGAAUGUUGGGUUUUUUUCCUCAUGAAAAAGUGUUCAAAUUAUGGUAGGCUACUAACAAUCUUUCAAGGAGUUCUAAGUCUGCCUCUUCAGUAAUUUUGUUUUUAUUGUGUAACUCUCCUAAGUAACAUCACACCAUCUGUGAAUUACUCUCCUUAUUCUAUGAAAUAUAUACAUUGGCUGAUGUAUAAUAGGCAGAGAAAGUCUCCUUUUUACGGCAAAACAAAGAAACUCAUAGUCAUCGGAAAAAGGGGUUAAGAGAGAACUAUGGUCACUGUUCAACUAACUAUUAUAAAAUAUUACAAUGUUAGCAAUAAGUUUUUUUCUGUAAUGAAUUUGGAUUAUUUUGAUUGUUUCCCUGUGCCUAACACUGUUAGUGUUUAUUAAAGAGAUUUGGAGAAGAAUAUAUGAUAUGCACUACCAAUCAAUAUAGCAAUUUUAAUUUUAUUUUCUUUACUUCUAAGAAAAACUAAAUUCUUUAUGUUCAGGCUUAUAUUGUUUAUAUGCUAGAUAAAUAGGCUAAUAUUCUUUUUCAUUGAAUUUUCAUCCUUUGUUUACCUUAAAAUAAUGUGUUUGUUUAUAUAAAUAGAACAUUUAUUAAUAUACAUUGAACAAGAUUGGAUCAGUAAAUUGUUCUAUAUUUAAUAUCAGUACACUGAACCUGGGUUUUUAUUUACUGAAGGAAGCUGUAUAUAUUUCAUUACAGAGGCUUCCUUGUCUGAGGAUCCCUUGUUAU